CAGCUUCCGGCGGCAGCAUCGAGACAUGGUUCUGGACUGCUUCCCCGAAAACGUGUUGAUCGAUAUUUUAUCUUAUUUAAACGUGCGCGAGCUGGUGCGGAACUCCAGGGUCUGCAGGCGCUGGAAGCAGCUGGUGAAGGACCAGAGACUCUGGAGAGCCGUUGAUCUCUCCACAUGGAAAGGGCUGACGUCUCGAGUGCUGUGGGUUCUGCUGCGUCAGUAUCUGGGUCACGGGCUGCGAUGUCUGCGUCUGCGCGGGCUGCUGCUGUCUGCGCGCCGCGGGGCCUUCCUCACAGAGUCCUGGCUGCAGGCGCUGCGCUCCAAGUGCCCUCGUCUGCGCAGACUCUGCCUGCAGUACACAGACCUGCGCCGUUUACGCAGCUGCCGCCUGCUGCCACCUUCACUGCAGGUGCUGGAGCUGCGUUCUUGUGAAGUCUCGCCCGGAUUCUUCUCGCAGGACCCUGAGGCUGCAGUAGAGACGCUCGUCCUCGACAGUGUGCCGUCGUUCUGCGACCAGCACCUGCGCAGUCUGUGCACGUGGCAGCAGCUGAGCCAUCUGGAGCUGCGGGAUCUGAGCCGUGUGAGCGCAGGCGGGCUGAGGAGGUGCGUUCCCCCCGCUGCGCAGACGCUCGGCCGCCUCACACACCUGGAGCUGGAGACCCGGAGGCUGGCACAGAUGGUGGCGCUGGGGCUGGGCAAGGGCUGGCCGGGGCUGGAGAGACUCAGUUUGGGCGGGAACGAGGUCAGUCCGGGUCUGCUGUCUGUCAGCCGCCUGCAGGACCUGCGCUGGCUGCGUCUGCGCGCAUGCAGACUGAGCCAGAAGACGGUGAUCAGAUGCUGCAGGUCUCUGACGCAGCUGCGCACGCUGGAGUUCAUGGAGGUGGAGUUUGUGGAGGACGAGGAGGAGCGGAGACCGGACGCAGUGCAGAGCAGUGAAGACGAUCCGGUGCCGGAGCUCAGACGCUCGUUACGCUCGCUGCUGCCGGAAUGCAGCGUGUGUUUCAGCAGCUGCAGACUCACCGUCAACAGAGACUGACGCCCCAUUCACGCGGGGCGUCUGCGUCAACGCUUGAGCGUUUCUGAAGCUUGGUGCUGACC
Sinocyclocheilus grahami is the source of this 1098-nucleotide messenger RNA. RefSeq names its product F-box/LRR-repeat protein 12. The transcript is spliced from 4 exons. The record is from RefSeq and is a predicted model, not a curated record. Gene Ontology annotation, molecular function: protein binding. Lineage: Eukaryota; Metazoa; Chordata; Actinopteri; Cypriniformes; Cyprinidae. Bases 26 to 1036 code for a protein of 336 amino acids.